AUGGGCAGGACCACGGGACACUUGUUAAUGCUGUGGGUGGCUGCGGGCAUGUGCUCUACCUCCCUCGGUGCUUCUGCCUGGUCAGUGAACAAUUUCCUGAUAACAGGUCCCAAGGCCUAUCUGACCUACACCACCAGUGUGGCCUUGGGCGCUCAGAUUGGCAUGGAAGAGUGUAAGUUCCAGUUUGCCUGGGAGCGGUGGAACUGUCCGGAGCAUGCCUUCCAGCUUUCAACCCACAACAGGCUGAGAGGUGCCACGAGAGAGGCAUCCUUCAUUCACGCCAUCCGCUCUGCUGCCGUCGUGUACACCGUCACCAAGAACUGCAGCAUGGGGGACCUGGAAAACUGCGGCUGUGAUGAGUCACAGAAUGGAAAACCAGGUGGCCAUGGCUGGAUCUGGGGAGGCUGCAGCGACAACGUGGAAUUCGGAGAAAAGAUCUCCAGACUCUUUGUGGACAGUUUGGAGAAAGGGAAAGAUGCCAGAGCCCUGAUGAAUCUCCACAACAACAGAGCAGGCAGGCUGGCAGUGAGGGCCUCCAUGAAAAGGACUUGCAAGUGUCAUGGCAUCUCAGGAAGCUGCAGCAUCCAGACGUGUUGGCUGCAGCUGGCUGACUUCCGGCAGAUGGGGAAUUACCUAAAGACCAAGUAUGACCGCGCGCUGAAAAUCGAGAUGGAUAAGCGACAGCUAAGGACUGGUAACAGAGCCGAAGGCCGCCGGGCUCCCGCAGAGGCCUUCCUUCCCAGCGCAGAGGCUGAGCUGAUCUUCUUAGAGGGUUCUCCUGACUACUGCGACCGCAAUGCCAGCCUGGGCAUCCAGGGCACAGAGGGGCGGGAGUGCCUGCAGAACGGUCGCAGUGCUUCGCGGCGGGAGCAGCGCAGCUGUGGGCGCCUCUGCACGGAGUGUGGGCUGCAGGUGGAGGAGAGGAGAACAGAGGCCGUGAGCAGCUGUGACUGCAACUUUCAGUGGUGUUGUACUGUCAAGUGUGGCCAGUGCAGGCGUGUGGUGAGCAGGUACUACUGCGCACGCCCUGCGGGUAGUGUCGGGCCCCGGGGCAGGGGCAAGGACAGUGCCUGGUAA
This is a messenger RNA of Apodemus sylvaticus (European woodmouse), 1077 nucleotides long. It is a transcript of the gene Wnt8a, whose product is annotated as Wnt family member 8A. Gene Ontology annotation, molecular function: frizzled binding; cytokine activity. Lineage: Eukaryota; Metazoa; Chordata; Mammalia; Rodentia; Muridae. The transcript has 6 exons. Gene Ontology annotation, biological process: neuron differentiation; multicellular organism development; cell fate commitment. Gene Ontology annotation, cellular component: extracellular region. The coding region runs from base 1 to 1077 and encodes 358 amino acids. The record is from RefSeq and is a predicted model, not a curated record.